CCCUUUUCCAUCUCUCCCUCUCAAACAAAAACAAACUUUCCUCUCCCUCCUCCACAUCUCUCACUAUCUCCCCCUCUCUCCAUCUCCUCCACAAAGACUUUAUUCUCCAUUUCCUCUCCCUGUCCAGCAGUCACUAACUCACCCUCUCCCUUUCCUCCCAAACAAUAUCUCAUCCCUCUCACACGUAUUCUCUCUCCCCCGACAAUCAAACUCUCUCUCUUCUUCCUUCUCACCCCCUUCCAGCACUCACUAACCAUCUUUCUCCCCUCUCCCCCAGGGUCGUUCCGGUCGCCCCGCAUCACGGAGCACCCCACGGACAUCACGGUGCCGCGCAGUGAGCCCGCCACGCUCAACUGCAAAGCGGAGGGCAAGCCGCAGCCCACCAUCCGAUGGUACAAGGACGGCCAGGUGGUCAGGACGUCCCCGGGUGACCCCAAGUCCCAGCGCGUGCUGCUGCCCACGGGCUCGCUGUUCUUCCUUCGCGUGGUGCACGGCAAGAAGGAGGACGACGCGGGCGUGUACUGGUGCCAGGCCAGCAACCAGGUGGGCACCGUCACCUCCAACAACGCCACGCUAGAGAUUGCAGUGCUGCGUGACGACUUCCGCCGCACGCCCGCCGACACGGUGGCGGCGGCGGGCGAGGCGGCGCUGCUGGAGUGCGUGCCGCCGCGGGGCCACCCGGAGCCCCUCGUGCGGUGGCGGCGCAACGGCCAGGUCAUCAAGGUGCCCGAGUCCCACAGACAUGAGGUGGUGGACGAGGGCACGCUGCUGAUCCGCCACGUGCAGCAGAGUGACGGCGGCCAGUACACGUGCGAGGCGUGGAACCUGGCGGGCAGCAAGACCACCGAGCCCGUCACGCUCUACGUCCACAUCAAGCCCAGUUUCCUACGCGGGCCCAAGGACACGGUGAGCCUGAGCGAGCGACGCGUGGAACUGCAGUGCCUGGUGAACGGGGACCCGCCGCCGCAGGUCACGUGGCGCCGCCUGAGGGGACCCCUGCCCGAGGACCGAACACAGAUACUAGACGACCACACCCUCAGAAUCUCUCGCGUGACCACCGCUGACGAGGACACGUACGUCUGCGAGGCCGUGAAUGUGGUGGGCACGGCCAGGACCAACGCCUCGCUCACCGUCUAUACCGCCCCCGAGUUCCUGGUACGGCCGCAGGAUGUCAAGUCGUUGGAGGGAUCGUCGGCGGCCUUCGAGUGCCUGGCGGUGGGUCGUCCUCCUCCCCUGGUCGUGUGGAGCCGCCAGGACGACCACCACCUGCUCCUCCCCCGCCAGGACACACCCUCAGGCGCCCCGGACGACCAGCCCAACGUGUGGGUCAACGCCGAGGGAACUCUCAUUAUUAACAAGGUAACCAGAGAGCUCGCGGGCUGGUACUCCUGCGCCGCCGUGUCCGCCGCUGGGUCCCUGGUGGCGCGCGCUCUCCUCGACGUGCCCGCGCCGCCCCUGCUCCCGCCCCCCGUCAUCGCCCAGCGCCCCCGGAACCUCACCGUGACCCCGGGUACCUUGGCUGUCCUGGGGUGCCGCGCGGAGGGCGACCCGGCCCCGAAGAUCACGUGGGAGAGGGACGACCAGCAGCUACCUGAGGACGACCCAAGAUUUGAGAUCCUGGAGUCUGGGGCGCUGCAGGUGGAGGCCGUGACCCUCGAUGACGCUGGUCGCUACACCUGCACCGCCACCUCCACCGCCGGGGCCUCCUCCUCCGACGCCUUCCUCCAGGUGGCGCCCGAACACACGCCCGCCGCCGCCCACGCCACGCCGCCCCCCUACCCCCGCGACCUGCCCGGCCCCCCCUCGCCCCCCACGUUACGGGCCCGCAACACCACGUCCCUCACGCUGGCCUGGGGGGCGCCCGAGGAGGAGGGGGCGUCACCGAUCAUAAGCUACGUGUUGGAGGUGUGGGGCGGCGGGUCAGGGUCCUGGCGUCAGCUGGGGGAACACGUGCCCGCCACGGCCUACACGCUCACUGGGCUCAGGCCAAACACGCAGUACCGCGCCCUCGUCAGGGCCAUGAACAUGCAGGGGGUGUCUGUGGCCUCGGUGGUGUCCGGCCCGCUGCUUACCACGGGCGGCGGCGGCGGGGGUGGUGGCGGCGGGCUGGGGGGCGGCGCGGGGAGCGAGGAAGACCCCCAGGUGCGCGCCGUGCUGUCCCACCCCCUGGUCACCCUGCUCCCCCCCACCCCCCUGUCAUCCACCUCCAUCAGACUGACGUGGAAGGUGAAGGAGUACGGCGAGUACAUGGAGGGCUUCUACGUGCGUUACCGCGACCUGGACCACGCGCCGCACGUCUUCCGCUCCCAGACAGUGCCGCGCGAGGCCCAGGAGGCGGCCACGCUCACGGACCUCGGCAAGUACACGGAGUACGAGUUCCUGGUGGUGCCCUUCCACGGACGCAUCCACGGACACCCCUCCAACUCCCGCGUGGAACGGACCAAAGAAGAUGUCCCGUCGGCGCCGCCCUCAGGAGUGGAGUCCCUGGUCCUGAACGGCAGCAGCGUGGUCCUGUCCUGGCGCCCGCCCUCCCCGGCUCAUACCAACGGCCGCCUCACCCGCUACUCCAUCUGGCUUUUCCUCAACCGCACUCAGCCGCACGCCAACCUGACCGUGCCCGGCUCGCAGCGCAGCAUCACCUUACAUAACCUGACCUUCGGCGCCCUCUACACCGCCUCCGCCGCCGCCCACACCAGGGCGGGUCCGGGUCCCAGCAGCGGCGGACACACGUGGCUGCAGGACCCCGCGGCGGGCGGCGGCACGGACGAGGCGCGGCGCGUGACGUCCCCGGUGCUGGCGGUGCUGCGCGAGGCGUGGUUCAUCGCGGCGGUGGGCGGCGCGGGAUUCCUGGCGCUGGCCGUCUUCGUGGCCGUGGUGUGCUACAGGCGGAGAGAGAACGAGAAGCGGGUCAUGGGCGGCUACAAGAUGGACGGGCGCGGGGUCAACGGCACCAUGACGGGCGGCCUAUGGAUCGAGCGGGGUCCCUGGGGCGGCGGCGGCGGCGGCGGGUCAUCCUCAGCCACCACCACGGACGACAAGCACGAUGCGACGCCCGAGAAGCUGCUCAACCUCAACGCGCUGCCCGCUGACUACGCCGAGGUGGACGGCCCCGCGGCGCCUCUCAUGCCCCAGACGAUGCCGCAGGGACCCGUAACGCCCGUCGCUUAUGCCACCACGAAUAUACUGAGGACCAGGAAUGGUGACAAGGUGGUGGAGCCCAACAUCCCUGUGUACGGCGGCAGCAUGUACGGGGACAACACGGCGGCCGGCGCCCCGCUGCACCACCCCGACAACAACCUGGUGGUAUACUGCACCCUCAAGAAACAGCAGCUGUACAAGCCGGCGAUGUCACCCGCCCUCAACGCCAAGCAGCCUCACGGGGUGGUGCAGCGCGGGUACAUCCCCCCCUGGGAGCAGCACGCCCCCCCGCCCCUGCCCGAGCACCCCCCGCCUGAGCACCCCCACCCCCCGCAGCCCCCCGCACCGCCCCCCGCACCCCAGGGCCAGUGGAGGCACCAGUCACCCAUGGUCAACCGCGCCAUGGCCAGACAGAUCACCACCGGGUCACUGCCUCGCCAGCUCACCAAGCGCAAGGCGUCACCAAGCGUCCCCAAGCGUGGCAUCAACACCGGGGACUUCGACACAACCAACGGCGGGGGCGGCGACCUACCACCCCCACCGAACGACCUGCUCCCCCCAACCUCCCCCCAGAACCGCAAGGACUCGACAGACUCCCUGGGGCCUCUAAGUGUCGGUCUUCAGGGGCUGCAGGGCUUGAGUGGGUCCCGGAUCAUGGGGGCUCCCGGGGCGCCACGUCUGCCCCGCGAUUACAGCCCCGGACGUUUACCGGAUAUGUAUAGUGGAGGGUCGGUGUACCAGGGGCCCAUUGAUGAGGAGGAGGAGGCGGAGGGGGUGUAUCGCGACAGUGGCAGCGCGCUCUACACCGAUAACUCGAGUGCGCUUUACGAGUCGACGUCGGCAUUCUACGGCAAGGUCGGGGACAAGGCCUACGCAGCGGAUGCCACGAAUCCGCUCCUGACGGCACAGCAGAACGCGUACCAGCAUGGGGUCGCACAGCACACCCCAAGACAGGCGAACGGCAUCAAGGAUCACGGGAUUAAGCACAACAAUCUCCAUAACCUUCAGCACCACCACCACCGCCCCUCCGCCAACACCACCAGUCCACCUCCCACCCACCACCACCAGUCACCCCACCAGGCCCCUCAGCUCCUCAACCACCACCUCAACCACCCUUAUGCCGAGCAACAGCCCCUGCAGCGGUAACAUGGGCCUGGGUGUGAGUCUGGGUUUGUGUGUGUAAAUUGGACCUGUCUGUGGGUCUGUCUGUGUGUAUGUGUGUGUGAACUGGACCUUUCUUUGGGGGUCUGUGUGUCUGUUGAGGUCUGGCUGGUCUAGUAUGGCUGUGUGUCAGUUAUUCUGGGCUCCUCAAGUGGUCUGUCUGUUAGGCCUCUGUCUGUCUGCCUGUCUCUAACAUGGUCUGUCUGUAUGAAUGAGCCUCCUCUAGGUCUAGUCUGUCUGCUAAAAUGUGUAUAACCAAACCAGGGCUGUACUGUGUGUGUGUGUGUGUGAGUCUCUUCCCUUCCCUUCCCUGUGUGUGUGUGUGUGUGUGUGUGUGUGUGUGUGUGUGUACAUCCCAAAGCGUACACAAGAGGCUGUCACUGCGUGUGUGCGUUCGUUCGUUCGUGCGUUGGUCGGGCGUGUAGUGUGUGAGUGUGGAGGUAGCCGUGCAGGUACACACAUAUUACGUACCUUCGUUAACCUUAUAGCCAGGUGAUCAAAGCUGCUAAUUCUAUAUAUACUGCUGCUGCAUACUCUAGUCUAGAUGUAAGGUGCGGGGAGGCUGUCAAAUGAGGGCCAGAUGUCUGUCAAAUAAGGUGUCAGAUCUUUGUCAAAUGAGGGUCAAGUGUAUGUCAAAUAAGGUGUCAGAUCCUUGUCAAAUGAGAGUCAGAUCCUUGUCAAAUGAGGGUCAAAUGUCUGCCAAAUAUGAGGUUAAAUGUCUUGUCAAAAUGAGGCUAAAUCAGCAUUAGGUGUUGACAGUGUUGAAUGGAAAGGAGAGAGAAGAAGAGAGAGUAGAAGAUAGAUGGAAAGAGAGACAGAAAAAGAGAGAGGAAGAGAGACAGAAAAAGAGAGAGAGGAAGAGACAAAAGAAGAGAGAGGGAGAGACAGAAAAAGAGAGAGGAAGAGAGACAGAAAAAGAGAGGGAGAGAGAGAUAGAAAAAGAGAGAGAGGAAGAGACGGAAAAAGGGAGAGAGGAAGAGAGAUAGAAAGAGAGAGGAAGAGAAAUGGAAAAAGAGAAAACAAAUGAAAAGGGAAAAUAUAUAAAUAACUGAGGCUACAUGAGCAUUAAUAUAGACAAAUAAGGCUUACUAAAUACAGUUAAAGGGAUAUAUAAAUGAGGCUAAGAUGAGCAUUAACACAGAAGGAGAAACACUGCUUGCUGAAAAUAUUGCUUACUAAAAAAGGAAAGCAAGGAGGCAAGUGAAGCUAACAUGAGCAUUAGUGUAGGAAAAUAUUGCUUACCGAAAAUAUUGCUUACCGAAAAUAUUGCUCACCGAAAAUAUUGCUUACCGAAAAUAUUGCUCGCUGAAAAUAUUGCUCACCGAAAAUAUUGCUCACCGAAAAUAUUGCUUAGUUAAUAAAGGGAUCGGAGAGUAUAAAAGUGAGGCUAACCUGAGCAUUACUAUUAAGAGAGGAAAAUACUGCUAACCAAAAAAGGAGGAAAAUAUAACGUGAGGCUAACAUGUGCAUUGGUAGAGGUAAGAAAUAUAAAAGGAAAUAAAUAUAAGUGUGGCUUAAGGAACAUUUCUUGCCAGCAUUGGUAGGACAGGAUGAAAAAAAUUACGGACUGACAGAAAACAGAAAAAAAUGUCGAGAAAACGUAAACUUUAUAGAGAACAGGGAAGUAAAAAAGUAGUUGGGGGCAUACAUUGUAGCAGCACGUGGCCUCGGUGCUCAUCUCCGUAACAUUGGCCCUUGAGCCUGUGGUGGGAGGGUGCCCAUUACCCCGGGACACAGGGCCAGUGUGACAUCUGGGUUACCACAGAAAACCAGAUGGGAAAUUUAAUCACAGUGAACAGAAAACUACUUAAUCACAGUGAACAAAAAAACAGAUGGGAAACUUAAUCACAGUGAACAGAAAACAACUUAAUCAUAGUGAACAGAAAACCAGAUGGGAAACUUAAUCACAGUGAACAGAAAACAACUUAAUCACAGUGAACAGAAAACCAGAUGGGAAAUUUAAUCAUAGUGAACAGAAAACAAUUUAAUCAUAGUGAACAGAAAACCAGAUGAAGAACUUAAUCACAGUGAACAGAAAACAACUUAAUCACAGUGAACAGAAAACCAGAUGAAAAACUUAACCUGUAUCAGUGAAUGGAAAACUGUAUAGAAAAAUAAUACCUUGACUUUCCGAGUGAGUGGAGAGGUGCUACACUAAAAAUGGUUGACCAGACACUACCAAAAGAAGAAAAUGAAGUAGAGAGGAAAAGAAAACUUACUGAACCAAACUCGACAUACUGGAAAACUAAAGGAGAUGAGGGCAGUGCAGUGACAUACUAGUAAUACAUAUAUAUAAAGAAAAUGAAAUCAUCUCCUCAAGCGAACGGAAAAGUGUCACACAAACAACUCGUGCAAGACGCGGAGAAAACCUGUCCUUACUCUCUCAACCCAACCGCACACACUGGAAAAGCAAAGUGUCUGAGGGUGAAGAGAGCUCUGACUUACUAUUGAUGAUAUAUAUGCAAAGAAAAUCACUUGUAUUCUCUAGUGAACAGAAAAAGUAGCACACAAUCCCAACUCGUGCGAAGAAAGACGAGGAGAGAACCUGUUCCAACUCUCUCAACCAAAUCUCACACACUGGAAAAGCAAAGUGUCUGAGGGUAAAGAGAGCAAUGACUUAUUAUUUAUAUAUAUGCAGAGAAAAAAGCUUGUAUUCUCUAGUGAACAGAAGAAGUCGCACACAAACUCAACUCCUGCAAAGAAAGACGCAGAAAAAACCCCAGUUCUUACUCUCUCGACCCAACCACACACACUGGAAAAGCAAAGUGUCUGAGGGUGAAGAAAGCACUGACUUACUAUUGAUGAUAUACAAAGAAAAAAGCUUGUAUUCUCUAGUGAACAGAAACAGUGUCACACAAACCCAACUCGUGCAAAGAAAGACGCAGAGAAAAACACUUCUUACUCUCUCAACCCAAUCGCACACACUGAAAAACCAAAGUGUCUGAGGGUGAUGAGAGCACUGGCUUACUAUUGAUGAUAUAUAUGUAAAGGAAAACUCUUCACCUCAUACGAAGGAGAGAAAACAUGUUCUUUACAAGUUGGAAGAACAAAGGAACUGAGAAUGAAGAGAGCAGUAAACUUAAGUAAGAAGAAGAAGAAAAAAAAAAGAUAAUCAGGAAAGGAGACAAACUUCCUUCUUACCGAACUAACCUUAACAUAUUGAAAAAACUAAACUAGCAUAACUAAUGAUAAACAGACCACUUGACUUCCUAGUAACUAUUUAUACAUGAAGAAAAUAAUACCUGUUCUUACCUAAUAUUACGUACUGUGCAGACCAGGUAGCUAACAAGACAGGUAGAGUAAUUCCUGUUCUUACCUAAUAUUAUGUACUGUGCAGACCAGGUAGCUAAUGAGACAGGUAGGAGUGUGGGUUACUAUACAGGCCACCACCCAGCACAACCCCUCCCCUAAACCUCACCUUUCACUAGAGUUUCCUAUGAUUGUGGCCGAGGUCCUUGCUGUUGUGUCUAGUGGGAAUGUUACUGAGGAUGUGAGAUAUGUAGUGAUGGGAAGGAUUGGAGGCAGAAUAAGAGAAGAGAUAUGGAUAGAAGGGAAAAGAAUGGAGAGAGAGAGAGAGAGAGAGGGAAGACAAGGGAAGGAUAGGAGGGAAACUAGAGGCAAGAGGGAGAUAGGAAAGAGAGAUGAUAAAAAAGAGGGAAUGGAAGGAAAGGGAAGGAAAAGUAGGAUCAAAAUGAGAGAAAAUCAAAGGAAAGAUAGUAAAGAGAAGAGAAAAAGCAGAGGAAAGAGAAAGAAGGAAGAGGCAAGAGAGUGGAUAAAAGAGAAAAGGCAAGGGAAGGAAAGGAUAGCAAAAAGAAAGAUAGAAAGAGAGAGGUAAAGCCAGUAUAGAACAACAUCCUCUACACAUCAAAAAGCCACAGUUAAAGUUGGCAAAUCCUGGGUGAGGUUUACAGGAACAAGUGGGGUGGUGGACACAUAGUAACCAAUAUACAUACAUCCAUACAUACUUCCGUGCGUACAUACAUGCAUACGUGCUAUAUAUAUAUCCUGUAUACAUACUAACUAACUAACUAACUAGCUGCUUCAGGCCUGUGCCGCGUGUCAGUGUGGUGGUCCGUAGCGUGUGUGUCCUAGACGUAACCAUCAACAUAAUGCUAAGAGUACCGAGGGGGAGGGACGCCCGGCUGGACGCACCGCCCCGGCCUGUACUCACACAGAGAAUGGGAAUGUUAAGUUGAGGUAUUCGUAUAAAUUAUACAUUGUCAAAUUAGUGGUUUGUCAGUACUCUUUGUUUUGACGAUGAAGCCAUUUGCAUUUUAUGUGAAUUUCAUCCCUGUGACUUCAUAAAGGUUUGAAUUCUCCUUAACCAAACUUUGCCGCGGUGGACGCAGGGCUGCUGAAGGGUGAGCUGUGCUGCUGCUCAUCCAGGAGCUGCAAGAUGCUGUGUUGCCCAAAUUGGCAAAUUUCUAUGUUUGAAAUAUAAUUUACUUUUAAAAUUACAAAACUUAGCAUUACAAUAAUUAGUCACUGAAGCUUUUUACUUGCUUGCAGAACAGCUCACUCACUACCUAUUACGUUUAUUCCUUUGGGAAUUUUAAAAUCAGUUUACACAAAGUGUAAUGUUCUCAUGCAGUCCAUGAACCAAUCAUGUCACUUGUUUGGCUCACCAAUCACACUGAUCUUGUACCACUCAUGACAUGACCCAACUGUUAUCCACUCUGUGCCUCGGCUCAACAUUCUUUUUGUGUGGCACUGCUUGGUGUUGUGUGUCCAGCGUGCCGGCCAGACCCCCGGCGGUAUAAUACAUACAUAGUCGCUUCCUGCAGGGAGCUCGGGACGGUCCAGCUGGGAGUGUGCGUCUUCCUGGCCUAUGUGCACCCCUUGCUGUGUGUGUGUGUGUGUGUGUGUGUGUGUGUGUGUGUGUGUGUGUGUGUGUGUGUGUGACUGAACUCUCUAUUGGACAUAUCUCCUUUGCAUGGGUAUUUUUCUUCUUCACUUUUCUCUCACUCACACGAACCCAAAUUUGUCAAGAGAGGAAAAUAUUUAUACUACCAGAAUCAGUGUGUGUGUGUGUGUGUGUGUGUGUGUGUGUGUGUGUGUGUGUGUGUGUGUGUGUGUGUGCUAGAAAGGAACACAUAUCACUGUUUUUUCUGCCUAUUCUUCCAUGUCAUAUCUUAAUCAUAAUCAUAAUAAUAAUGAUAAUAAUAAUAAUAAUAAUCCUAUACUGACUUAACCUUAAUCUUUUGAGUGUGUGUGUGUGUGUGUGUGUGUGUGUGUGUGUGUGUGUGUGUGUGUGUGUGUGUGUGUAAAAAAAGUAGAUUGAUUUAGAACAAGGUGCAUGAUUCUCUCUCUCUCUCUCUCUCUCUCUCUCUCUCUCUCUCUCUCUCUCUCUCUCUCUCUCUCUCUCUCUCUCUCUCUCUCUCUCUCUCUCUCUCUCUCUCUCUCUCUCUCUCUUUUUUGCAUGCUAGUGUGGACAAUAAUAAGAUAACUUGUAUAUUAAUAACCUCUCCUAAUUAUUAUUAUUAUUAUUGUUAUUAUUAUUAUUAUUAUUAUUAUUAUUAUUUUUAUUUGGUAUUUGUAGUUUCCUUUCUUUUGUAGUGUUCUAGUGUGUGUGUGUGUGUGUGUGUGUGUGUGUGUGUGUGUGUGUGUGUGUGUGUGUGUUUUAUAUAUAU
This is a messenger RNA of Eriocheir sinensis (Chinese mitten crab), 9929 nucleotides long. Its product is annotated as roundabout homolog 2-like. The transcript is spliced from 18 exons. Gene Ontology annotation, biological process: axon guidance; cell adhesion. Gene Ontology annotation, cellular component: plasma membrane. Gene Ontology annotation, molecular function: protein binding. The annotation marks the transcript as partial. Lineage: Eukaryota; Metazoa; Arthropoda; Malacostraca; Decapoda; Varunidae. The record is from RefSeq and is a predicted model, not a curated record.